AUGUUGUGCAGCCUCAACUUCAUGUUCAGAGAGGGCUGUUUUGUAGCUGUGUAUGAGGACUCAAAGGACCAGUCAAACUCCGAGACCACAGAAGACGAAGGUGGAGACCACAUUGAGACCAAAGAAGGAAGCAGAGGUAUUCAGAACCAGGCUAUGCAUGCAGGGGACAGAAUGAUGGACAGCUGGGGCAAAGGACUUCAAGACAUCUCCAAGCCCUCCAGGAGCCAAUCUGAAAAUGUUUUGAGGGAAUCCUCCCCACAAGUCCUCCCACCCCUCUCCCCCAGAAUUAUUAAAUGCCCCUCCACUUCUCCAAUGCCAAGCUGCUCUGGAUCAGCCCCGAACACACCCCUCACACCCCGCAAGACACAUUUUGUACCAACCGACUACCAAGACACAAUGUUAAGACAUCCAAAAUUAUCAGCCAUGUCUCAAAGCAGCACUCAGAAUUCCCUUACUCAGACACCUGUCAGUGUCAACGAGUGCUCCCACAAGGAGUACCAGCCUAGGCAGUCCCUAAAACUGACCAGAGCAAGCUCCAAGAUCUUUGAGAAGGUGCACGGUUUUGAAGAGCGAAGGCGAAGUUAUGACCAUGAAGGCUCCAUCUCGGGAUGGUCCUGGGCCGGGUUCAACUACGCUGGGUCUGUCGACUCAGACGAUGGAGGGAACUGGUUGGGCAUCUCCAGAGGGAGUUCGAGGGAAGACCUACGAGAGGCUCUGAAGGAGGACGCUGCCGAACGGAGGUCCAAUUUCAGACAGAAGGCUGCGUCCUUAGAGGACUGCAGGCCCCGUACCACGCAGAAGGUCCAGGAAUUUGAGAACAAGUUCACUGAAGAGCCUCAACAAAUCAAGAAGCUUGUGGGUAAACCUCACAUGAAGAAGUCCUUCUCCAUCGAGCAGCUUUCGCUCAGGGCAAGAGGCAGGCAGCCUUUGAGGAAGAUUGAGCCCCUCCCACCGCAAAUUCUCCAGAAGCUCCAGGAAAGGGAGCGAGCCCAUCAGGAGAAGGAGCAGAAAGUGACAGAACAGCCUAAAAAGGUGGUGCCACCAAAAUCACCACGACUGCACCUACAAGCACGGCAGGACCAGCCUUCGCCCCAAACCCAUGAGAUUGAGGGCCCCUCCAUGAGCAACAUAACAGUCAGUAGAUUGGGGGAAGUAGCAUUCGCUCCAGAAUCUAUGCAACUGGCUGACUUAUCGAGACAGAGGCCAACAAGACAGGUAAAUCCAGUCAGUCCAAUCAAGGAGAUCCUUCAGAGGUCUCCAUCACCAGUUGUUCAGAGGGUAUGUCAUAUGCAAGAGUCUCAGGACAUCCAAGAAUCUCCUGCCCAAAAGUCCCCAAAGGAAGAAUCGUCAGGAAGAAAAACACCUGUAGAGGUAGACUUAAGAAAAGUAGAGUAUAAACCAGAAAGUCCAUUGGUACAGAAAAAGCCUACCAUUGUACAAGAGAAUCCAAUACAACCUCUGCAAAAACCUCCAUGGCUGGUUACCUCUUCAACAAAUAUUCCAGUCUCCCCAUCUGAGGAGAAAAUGGAAGUGGAAUUAAUCAAGCCAGCCCCCAAGGUAAUCAUACCUACCAUCAUUGUCAAAGAAGAGCCCAUGGAAGAGGAAGCUCCUCCAGAGACUGCCAAGUCUAAAGAGGUGACCAAUGUGAAAGAAGGCCAAACACAGAAGACCUGGGGGAAGGGUCGCUGCGCUAGGCCCAUGUCUCCAGAGUUAGAUUCUUCAGACGACUCUUACGUGUCUGCUGAAGAGGACCCCUUGGAGGCCCCUAUGUUUGAGUUUCCUCUUAAGGACACUGUGGCAACUGCUGGUACUGAGGUCCUGCUGAGAGUCAUCAUUGCUGGCACUCCUCUCCCAGAAGUUACCUGGAGGCGAGACAAUAUUGAGAUCACUAACAGCCCAAACUAUUGGGUCAAAGUGGAGGGAGAGCGGUAUUCACUUCUCAUCAAAUGUGCAAAACCAAGUGAUGCUGGAAUGUACUGUGUGACAGCUGCCAAUGAGGCUGGGAGAGCAUCUAGCAGUGCCACCCUUUCCAUCAAACCAGCCUUUGGGAAUGGCACCUGA
Molecule: messenger RNA, 2061 nt
Organism: Oncorhynchus kisutch (coho salmon)
Lineage: Eukaryota; Metazoa; Chordata; Actinopteri; Salmoniformes; Salmonidae
Product: striated muscle-specific serine/threonine-protein kinase-like
Exons: 7
Coding region: 1-2061 (686 amino acids)
Source: RefSeq, a predicted model, not a curated record